ACUGGGGAGAGUGGAAAAAGCACGUUCAUUAAGCAAAUGCGUAUAAUUCAUGGCUCAGGCUACUCUGAAGAGGACAAAAAAGGCUUCACCAAGCUGGUGUACCAAAACAUCUUCACUGCCAUGCAGUCUAUGAUCAGGGCCAUGGAAACCCUGAAGAUUCUGUACAAAUAUGAACAGAACAAGGCCAAUGCAGUGCUGAUCCGGGAAGUGGAUGUAGAAAAGGUCAUGACAUUUGAGCAGCCAUAUGUAAGUGCAAUUAAAACAUUGUGGAACGACCCUGGAAUACAAGAGUGUUAUGACAGGAGAAGAGAAUAUCAGCUUUCUGACUCAGCUAAAUACUACCUUAGCGACGUGGAUCGUAUUGCUACCCCAGGAUAUCUACCAACUCAGCAAGAUGUGCUACGGGUUAGAGUUCCUACAACCGGUAUCAUAGAGUACCCCUUUGACCUAGAGAAUAUUAUCUUCAGAAUGGUGGAUGUUGGCGGUCAAAGAUCAGAACGAAGGAAGUGGAUUCAUUGCUUUGAAAAUGUGACUUCUAUCAUGUUUUUAGUAGCACUUAGUGAAUAUGACCAAGUUCUGGUGGAAUCUGAUAACGAGAAUCGGAUGGAAGAGAGUAAAGCUCUCUUUCGAACCAUUAUCACUUAUCCAUGGUUCCAAAACUCUUCUGUUAUCCUCUUUCUCAACAAGAAAGAUCUGUUGGAAGACAAGAUCCUAUAUUCCCACCUUGUUGACUAUUUCCCAGAGUUUGAUGGCCCACAGAGGGAUGCACAGGCAGCCCGUGAGUUCAUUCUCAAGAUGUUUGUGGAUUUAAAUCCAGACAGCGAUAAAAUCAUCUAUUCUCACUUCACAUGUGCCACAGACACAGAAAACAUCCGUUUCGUCUUUGCAGCUGUCAAGGACACCAUCCUACAGCUCAACCUGAAGGAGUACAACCUGGUUUGACCUGCUCUGCUCUUGGCCCCUUGAGAGGCUUUAUUGUGAAGAAAAGACAAAAAAAGAAAUUUUAAAUAUGACGGGAAAAAAAGUUUUAAUUUUUGAUGAUGUAAUGAUUGCAAAUUGUCUGAUCUGUGGAGUGGCAAGUGCUCAGUGUUAUCCUGGAGUCUCAUGUCUCUGUCCACAGAGUAGUUGAUUUCAUAUUUUUAACAAAUUGCUUUUAUUUCACAGUUAACGGGGAUACGCCUCAUUUCUUCAGCACCUUGCUUACUUCUUAAUUUUUGCCAAACAGCUAAGGCAGUCUCAUCUUGAGCUUUCCUUUGUUGCUUAGCCACUUUUUUUUUCUUCUUUUCAUUCCCAUGGUAUAUAUAGAAAAAAAAAACAACUUUCCAGCCGAGAUUGUGAAUUCACUGGACUGUGGGAGUGCAGAAUGCUACUGGUCCCUUUGCCUUGUGCUAUAGGGUGCCUCUGGUGUAAUUUGCUAAUCCUGCUUGCUUUCCGCCCUGCACCCCUUCUUUCCCUUCCCUUCCCCAGGACAUGCUCCAUGGUUCACUGUGAUGAAAUGUUGGGGAGGAGCGAUUGCUCUCCAACUAUUGUGCAAAAAAAGAAAAAGGCAAAACAAACAAACAAAAAAGCCAUCACUUUUCCAUUCUUUAUAUGUUCUAGUUCUGAGUUAUUUUUUUCUUAUCAAUUAUAAAAGGUAUGGAGACUGUGAUUUUUUUUUUUUUAAAUUAUUGAUGUUCUAUACAUAGUUUGCUAUGUGUUGCUGUAUUUUGUUCAUGGACUACAAAUGAUGGAAGCUCUUGGAGCAAUAGCUGCUGAGCCUGGGGAAGUGCCUGACUGUAAUUGUUCUUUUUUAUUUUAUUUUGUUUUUAUUUUUUUUCCACACACAUCUACACAUCCCCCCCGCACCACAAGCGCAUGCGCGCGUAUAAGGCUCAAUUUGCAGAGAGAAACUACGUUUUGUUGAGUAGAGUAUAUGACAUCAAGUGAGCAACUUCUCUAUGCAGCAAAUACCAAAAGCACACUGAGUAAUUGUGGCAUUUAAACA
Molecule: messenger RNA, 1984 nt
Organism: Pygoscelis adeliae (Adelie penguin)
Lineage: Eukaryota; Metazoa; Chordata; Aves; Sphenisciformes; Spheniscidae
Gene: GNA11
Product: guanine nucleotide binding protein (G protein), alpha 11 (Gq class)
Exons: 6
Coding region: 37-942 (301 amino acids)
Biological process (GO): phospholipase C-activating dopamine receptor signaling pathway; adenylate cyclase-modulating G protein-coupled receptor signaling pathway; action potential
Cellular component (GO): heterotrimeric G-protein complex
Molecular function (GO): guanyl nucleotide binding; G protein-coupled receptor binding; G-protein beta/gamma-subunit complex binding
Source: RefSeq, a predicted model, not a curated record